UCUAUGGUUAUUUCACAAAGAAUGGGACAAAAGAAACAGAAAACAGGAAGCUCCAGCUGUGCUUCUACUGCAUCUCAGCAGACUACUGAAGGCCAGGACGAUCUCAUCCGGCCGAAGAAACUGUUCAACCCUGUUCUGGAGUCUUCUAGUCGCAGAGCUUUACAUCGUGAACUGCUAGUCAGCCACAGAUGGGGUCUCCUGCCUGAAGAGAAGCCAGAGCUGAAGCGGGUGCUGGAACAGAGGAGACUGGAGCAGCACAGAGAAAGAGAACAAGCCUCACAUCCGCCAUCUGACCUUGAGCAAGAGCUGCACAAGAGACGCCAGAGACUCCUGGCGUACGAACAGGAAGAGCUGAGACGCAGAGAGGACCUACAAAACAUGCCAGAGUUUGUUCGGGUGCGGGACAACCUGAGACACAUCACCGUCACAGGCUACUGAACCAACAGAAGUACUACAAAUACAACAAAAUCCACUUUCUCAAAGAACUGCUUUUUGUUCUGUCAGAGGGAAUCAUUAUCAUCAGUAUGAUUCAGUCAUUUUGUGUUGUGCUCUCUCACUGCAACCAAAUCUGAAAUGGCUUUUAAAGGGUUAGUUCACCCAAAAAUGAAAAUUAGCCCAUAAAUUACUCACCCUCAAGUCAUCCUAGGUGUAUAUGACUUUCUUCUUGCAGACGAAUCCAGCUGGAGUUAUAUUAAA
This is a messenger RNA of Cyprinus carpio (common carp), 696 nucleotides long. RefSeq names its product protein FAM107B. NCBI's taxonomy places the organism in Eukaryota, Metazoa, Chordata, Actinopteri, Cypriniformes, Cyprinidae. The record is from RefSeq and is a predicted model, not a curated record.